This is a messenger RNA of Lytechinus variegatus (green sea urchin), 829 nucleotides long. Its product is annotated as serum amyloid A-5 protein-like. The record is from RefSeq and is a predicted model, not a curated record. Gene Ontology annotation, cellular component: extracellular region. NCBI's taxonomy places the organism in Eukaryota, Metazoa, Echinodermata, Echinoidea, Temnopleuroida, Toxopneustidae. The transcript is spliced from 5 exons. Bases 355 to 828 code for a protein of 157 amino acids.
ACCCAUACAUUUCCUGUCCUAACCAAAUGAAGAAGAGUUCUCGGAUAGGAAGUGAUCUGACCAUAAUUUAUUUUUUUAGGAGUAAUAACAACUCAUGGUGUCCGGACAACUUACUAUUACUUCAAAAGUAGACAGGCACUAAAUCAAAAUACCAAUUAAAGAUUAAGUUCCGGUUGAAAGUAAAUAAAACAACGGACUUUUGGCCAUUCUGUUUCAGACUUCAUCCCGCUCCAGAAUUUACUUCACAAGCUGUUAACAGGGGAAGGGGAACUUACCAGUUACGUAGGGUGAACUUCUGUGGUUUGUCGAUUUGUAUUUGCUUCGGCAGGUCUGUAUAGCUACCAACGAUCAAAGAUGAACAUGUCGAUAAUAGUGAUUGCCUCUCUAAUGUCAGGCCUUCUGGUGGCGCCAUCUACAGCUGACUGGCUCAGUUCCGAGUACUACAGGAACUGUCCGGAACAUCUGUUGGAAGACAUGAGGGAAAUCGAGGCCAGUGGUCCGCAGGAUGGUGGUGGUUGGUUUGAUCGCGGCUUGGAAGCCAUUCAAGGAGCAUGGGACAUGCUUCGAGCUUACAGUGACAUGCGUGAGUCCAACUUCCGCAAUUCCGACAAGUACUUCCACGCACGAGGCAACUACGAUGCCGCACAGCGAGGACCAGGAGGAGAGUGGGCAGCUGGAGUCAUUAGCGACGCACGGGAAACAUGGCAGGGUGACGUCAGCGGUCGUGGAGCCGAGGAUACCGCAGCCGAUCAGGAGGCUAACGAGUGGGGGCGUAAUGGUGGACACCCCGACCGAUAUCGUCCACCCGGACUUCCUGAUCGAUACUAAC